Messenger RNA from Suillus plorans, 698 nucleotides. RefSeq lists its product as uncharacterized. The record is from RefSeq and is a predicted model, not a curated record. Bases 281 to 550 code for a protein of 89 amino acids. The transcript has a single exon. NCBI's taxonomy places the organism in Eukaryota, Fungi, Basidiomycota, Agaricomycetes, Boletales, Suillaceae.
AUUCCUUUUAAACGAAGACAAAAUUGUAUAACCGUGCGUGAUUCAAGUUCUUGAGAUCAUAAAAUCAUUCUUCAGUAAUUUCCGCUGACACGACUUCGUAUGGAUAAGGUCAGCCUAUGUAAGUGCGGAUCGAAGUUGAGGUCUGCUGGCAAUGCAGAUAGCAAGGGGAUCAUAUAUUACCAUGAAGUUCUGCCACGACAAAAUUCAGCACAUAAAAGUGAGCCGUUUUUCUUCUGUCCCCCUCAGAUUGAUUUGAUCCCAUAUCACGUACUCACAAACAAUGCAUUUCUCCUUUAUUCUCACUAUUGUUGCUGCUCUGACGGUAACAGUAUCUGCCAGUGACGCUGAUGGUAGAUGUCCCAAUCUUUGCAAUGAGGUCAGCUGCUGCACUGGUCAGAAGUGCGUGCCGACAUUCGUCCAAGCGCUUGUGAGUAUCAGCAGUUUAUGUCCUGAAUUCGUCCACAAUACUCACCAACGUGAUAGAAUACAGUCGUCGAUUAUUGUGAACCUGAGUGAGUUAGUAGUAUGUCACAACAGUGAAUUACAGUGAGUCGUAUUUCUGCUUUCGCAUUGGUGUAGUAUGAUUGAUGGCACGACGCGUGGGCACUAGUUCGUUGCAGAGUUGAUCGAUUGUAUUUGCUUCUGAACAAGUUUCGCUGAGCAAUGGAGAUCUUGAAACAAACAGUUGAAUACAUACG